Molecule: messenger RNA, 12132 nt
Organism: Cynoglossus semilaevis (tongue sole)
Lineage: Eukaryota; Metazoa; Chordata; Actinopteri; Pleuronectiformes; Cynoglossidae
Gene: znf462
Product: zinc finger protein 462
Exons: 13
Coding region: 761-8422 (2553 amino acids)
Biological process (GO): regulation of gene expression
Cellular component (GO): nucleus
Source: RefSeq, a predicted model, not a curated record
ACAUAUGAAUAUGAAUGAUAAAAUGUGUAAUUACGAAUAAUACAAAUAUAAACGAGUGAGAAAAAACGACCCAAAACCUGUUAAUAUGAAUGACGAAAACGUGUCUUUAUUAAUAGUGAUUUACGACGUAGUGAUACAAAUACGUCGUAAAUCACAUCUGUAUUUUUUUUAUAGUGUUUAUAUGUGGUUAAAGUGUGAAGCAUCAUCAUUGUCAUCAUCAUCAUCCUCAUCACCAAAGUGAACUGCAGAUAACCUCAUGACGUGGCAGACACACUAUGGAAAGCCUGUAUAUAUAAUUCUUGCUUCCCUGCGUCUAUCUGCUGCUGGUGGUCUGAUCCACACAUCGAGGACAUUUUUUUUUCUUUCCGACUUGAGUCUGGAUGAAGGAUGAGCUUCUCACACAUAGACGUUGUCCAUCCUCCUGCUGCUUCUGCUCCUGCUGCUGCUGCUGCUGCUGAUGCUCCUUCGUCUCAUCACAAACUCUUGUGCACCCUCUGGUGCUUGCUAGUCUCCCAAACUUCUUUGUGUUGCCUGCUCGGCAGAUUGUCUUCCUUGUCUGUGUGCUGGUGGUUGCUCAUUAUUCAGAGACAGACGGAUCUCAGGUCAUCUGCAGCUGCAGCGAAGGAGAAGCAGGAAAGAUGGCGAUCAUCCAUUAGAGCGACUGGGCGCACGCAUGAGAUACAAGAGGACAAGUUUCGGGAGGAGAAGACUCUACCAGGUUCCCUGAUUUUCCAGGGAGUGCUCCCUCUGUGUUUCAGCGAUGGAAGUACUGCAGUGUGAUGGCUGUGACUUUCGUGCAGAGUCAUGUGAUGACUUGAAAAACCACAUCCAGGAAGUUCACACUGCUUUCCUGCAGCCUGCAGAUGCAGAUUUGUCUGAUUCCCUGAAAGAUGAUGACGAGGACGAUGAGGAAGAGGAGGAACUUGAGGAAAAGGAGGACAGAGAUAACACGGCAUCCAAGGCUGGAUUAAGCCCCAACCCUGCUGAGAAUUCCAGUCUAACAUCUCAGAAGCAAACAUCUGAAACUCAUCUUCAGUUUUACCAGUGCAAGUUCUGUGUCCGUUACUUCAGAUCAAAGUCACUCCUAAGAAAUCAUACCAAGAAAGUGCACGAUGUCGGAGAGGAAGAUUCAGAUGCAAGUGUCUCCUCACAGACAGAUAAGGAACCUAGCUACACUGUUAUCACGCACAACGACCAUUCAAGGGUUUAUUCCUGUCAGUAUUGCACAUACAAGUCUCCGCGCAGGGCCAGAAUACUAAAGCAUCAGCUGAUGUAUCACAGCAAAGAUUCUUCAGAUGCGUCAGAAUAUGCCGAGACUGCAGAGGAGUCCGACAAAAGCAGUGCACUAAUGAAGGGGACAUUUGCUUGUGAGUGGUGUGACUAUCAAACUGACCAGAAGGACAGCUGGACUAACCAUGUGGUGAAGGAACACAGCGACAAGGUCAAGAUCAUUUCCUCCAUUGCAGAGCUUGAAGGCGAGGCCAGUGGGAGUUCUCCAAAACCAGAUUCUUCCUGCUCUUCCCAGAGUCCGACCAGAUCAAAGAUGAGUUUUUCAGAUGUUUGUGGGAAGGAGGAGGACGCCAAAGAAAAAUUGCCACAAAACUCUUUAGAGGAAUCGGUUCCAGAGAUUGCAUCUUUUCAGUUUCCACAGAUCAGUGCAGUCACACCAAACAGCACAGGUUCCUCUAUUCUGUCCAAGAGGUUUGCAUCAAUGGAUUUCACCAACACUGACAAAGAUAUGGACAACUUAACGAAUGAAGAAGACUCAAGGAGCAGCUUAGAAGAUGAGGAUGAUGUUGACGAGGAAGAAUUAGGUGAUAUAGAUGAUCCUAGCUACACUGGAACACUGUCAGCCGACGCAAAACAGCUCUUAACUGAUGACGAUAAGUUCCUAGAGACCAAGGGAAUACCUUUUAGAAAGUACCAGAAUCGAUUUCAAUGUCCCUUCUGCUCUUUUCUCACUAUGCACAGACGUAGCAUCUCCCGCCACAUUGAAAACAUUCACCUUUCUGGCAAAAACACAAUGUAUAAAUGUGAUGAAUGCCCCUUUAUUUGCACCAGCCCUCUCAAACUUGGCACCCAUAAGCAGAUGCACACUGCUACAGAUGUAGAGACCUUGGACCUAACGAACGAUAGUCCAGAACCACACACAGACAAUGGGGAGCCUGUUAACGGAAGUACUACAAGCUCCAAAGUGAAUGGUAGGAAGGUAACCAGCACGGCGAACGACCAGCAGAACCCUCAUCGCUGUACACUCUGCAGUUUUUCCACCACCACUCUCAAAGGCCUAAGGGUUCACCAGCAGCAUAAGCAUUCCUACUGUGAUGACCUCGAUCCCUCUGCCUAUGAUAGCCAGCUGACCGACCAGCCAGACCCUGAAGUGGAAGCUUCUCCCAUAUUUUUAAAGAAAACCCAAACCUCCAUUUUAGGGCUCGCCACAAAAAAGCCCUUAGUACUGGGGAAGCGAGCCAGGAAGUCCAUUAAUGACUUGCCUCUGGACUUAUCCUCAGUGAAGAAGAGAACUAGAAUUGAUGAAAUUGCCAGUAACCUUCAGAGUAAGAUAAGCCAAAGUCAGCAAGACAUGAUCAUAAAUUUGGAUGACAUGGAUGAAGAAGAAGCGGGAGAAAAUCACAGCGGUGGAGAUACAGAGGGCACAAACCAUGACGGCCAAAACCCAAUUUUUGCCUACAACAUCAAACAAUAUCAUGGAAGAGAGUCAUUGCUCAUACAAGAGGGAUGCAGGAUAGGGAAAAGAAAAAGCAACCCCAAGUUAAAAUCUAGAAACAUUCCCAUAUCAUUGACCCUCUCAGACGACAGUGAAAACAUCUUAGUUGAUCCCAGUGACGUCGCAGUUCAGGAGAGCCUGGAGUAUUCGGAGGAAACAGGAGCUGCACGUUUUUACUGCAAACACUGUGAUUACCAGAACAAGUCUGCUCGCAGUGUUAGCACCCAUUACCAGAGGAUGCACCCUUACAUCAAGUUCAGCUUUAAGUACAUCCUGGACCCUGAAGACCAGAGUGCAGUCUUUCGCUGCUUAGAGUGCUACAUCGAAUACACAAAUUAUAAUGAUCUACACCAACACUACAUGGAACAUCACCCUGAAGCAAGCAAUGUGCUUAAUUUCAACCAGCCACAUUUGUUGUACCUGUGCCGCUUUUGCUCAUAUACAAGCCCAAAUGUCAGGAGUUUGAUGCCCCAUUACCAAAGAAUGCACCCAACAGUGAAAAUCAACAAUGCCAUGAUCUUCUCCAGCUACAUCGUGGAACAGCCCCACAAAACAAGUGAAUCUCAAACUCUGAGAGAAAUUCUGAACUCCGGUCCCAAGACCUUCAACUCAGCCUCAUCAACACCCAGGUCCUCUUCCAGCCCAGUGCUGAAAUCUGGCCCCAAGUCUCCCGAAACCAGUACAGAGGUUGACCCUUUCAAAGAUGCCGCUGGAGGGAAUAUUGUUGUUUAUGACUGUGAUGUGUGUUCUUUUGCUAGCCCCAACAUGCACUCAGUUUUAGUUCACUACCAGAAGAAACAUCCUGAACAAAAGGCUUCGUAUUUCCGUAUACAGAAGGCCAUGAAGGUGGUGUCAGUGGAUCAGCCACAGCCUGCAGCUAAUUCUUCAUUUAACCUCUCUGUCCUAUCUCCUCAAAAGCAGCCCAGCCCACCAUUGUAUGGGUCAGAUGAGGAAAUGUACUACUGUAAACACUGUGUGUACAGCAACAAGUCUGUUGUUGGUGUGUUGGUCCAUUAUCAAAAAAGACACCCUGAAGUGAAAGUAACAGCAAAAUACAUCAAACAUGGUCCUCCUACUGCUGCAUUGAUGAAACUUAUGGAUGAGUUACAAAUUGCAACUCCUAAGCAGUUUUUCAAACAGUUUCAAAAUAACGGGCAUGAUGGAUCCAAUAACUCCAGCCCUAAACCAGGAAACGGUGAGAAAGGUGAUGACGAGUUGUUUUUCUGUCAGCACUGUGAUUAUGGAAACCGCACAGUUAAAGGAGUGCUCAUCCACUACCAGAAGAAGCACAAGGAGGCCAAGGCCAACGCCGACCUUGUGCGUCGUCACACUGCAGUAGUGCGUAGCCAGCGUGAGCGUGCACAGAUGGUCCAAACAGGUAACUCCUCCUCUGCUUCAGCUCCAGCCGCCCCUACUGAUGCUGACAGCGCUGGACCGUUGCGCUCUCUUAAGUGCAAACACUGUUCGUACACCUCCCCUUAUGUCUACGCCUUGAAGAAGCAUCUGAAGAAGGAGCACCCCACCAUGAAAGCCACAGCCUUGACCAUUCUACACUGGGCUUAUCAAGAUGGCAUUCUAGAGGCAGGCUACCACUGCGAGUGGUGCAUUUACUCCCACGCUGAGCCCCAGGGCCUUCUCCUCCACUACCAAAGACGCCAUCCAGAGCACAAUGUUGAUUACGCAUAUAUGGCAAGCAAGCUGUGGGCCGGGCCGGAAACCAACCAGCAGCAAGGAGGCAAUAUGGAAACCAAGCAUUAUAAAUGCAGAGAUUGUGCCUUCGAGGCCUGCACAAUAUGGGACAUCACAAGUCACUACCAGGCGGUCCACCCCUGGGCCAUCAAAGGAGAUGAAUCUGUGCUUUUGGAUAUCAUCAAGGAGAACGACGCAGCUGAAAAGCAGUUUGCCAAAGACCACGCAUCUUUCAAUAAUCAGUCUUUGGAUGAUGAUGGUGCAGUUGUCAUCGACACCCCACCUAGAGAAAGCAAUCCCCAUCUAUCCCACCCACGUCUUUCCAUCGCUAACAAUACCUAUCAGUGUACUGUGUGCCUGUCAGAGUACAACAGUCUCCACGGCCUCCUCACUCACUAUGGGAAGAAGCACCCAGGCAUGAAAGUAAAAGCUGCAGAUUUUGCACAGGAGGCAGACAUUAACCCCAGUUCUGUGUAUAAAUGUCGUCACUGUCCCUACGUCAACUCCCGUAUCCACGGUGUCCUAACACACUAUCAGAAAAGACACCCGUUGGUCAAAGUCACUGCUGAAGAUUUUGCCGAUGAUAUAGAGCAGAUAACUGAAUUGAACGAGGGAGACGAAAAGUGCAAAACUCAAAGGCAGGGUUUCGGUGCGUACAGAUGCAAAAUGUGUCCGUACACACACGGCACACUGGAGAAACUGAAAAUCCAUUAUGAGAAGUAUCACAAUCAGUCCGUAUCUGAAAUGUUCUCACCCUCGCUGACUAAUUUCGCUUCCAUCAAAGAGCCAGAACCUGUUGCAGAAUGCAGUGUUAGUCAUUUAUCAAGUGUAUUAACGGACACCAGUGAAUUAGACCUUGCCCUGUCCCAGUUACCCAUCACUAAGACAGAGAAACAUGCAGUGUUCAGGUGUCAGCUCUGCAAAUACUGCUGCUCCACCAGGAAGGGUAUAGCUCGACACUACCGUAUCAAGCACAACAACGUCCGUGCGCAGCCCGAAGGAAAGAACAACGUCUUCAAGUGUGCUCUUUGUUCGUACACAAACCCCAUACGUAAAGGCCUGGCAGCUCACUACCAAAAACGCCAUGAUAUUGAUGCUUAUUAUACCCACUGCCUGGCUGCUUCCAAGACUUUAAGUGACAAACCGAGCAAACUCAUGUCGGUGACACUAACGGAGGGAGAAAACUCGGAACUUAGUGAAGAUCUGCGUUUGGCUGUGGAGAGGCGGAAAUGUUCACUCUGCUCCUUCCAGGCCUUCAGCAGGCAAAGCAUUGUGUCACAUUAUAUCAAGCGCCACCCAGGUGUCUUCCCCAAGAAGCAGCACUCAAGCAAACUGGGCCGCUUCUUUACUGUUAUAUAUGCCAAAGAACCUGAGAAGACUGCUGAGGCCGAGGAAGACCAGAAGGUUCUGGAGGUUCCACUUGAGUCUGAGCAGGACACUGAGGUUGACUGGCUGCCAUUCAGGUGUCUAAAAUGUUAUCGCUUGUCCUUCUGCAAAGGCGAGCUGCUCUCUAUGCACUACAACGACCAUCACGGCGAUGACUUAAAGAGGGACUUUGUGGUGUCGCCUAGUCCUGGGGACGAAGACUCUGAGUUGUACCAGUGUUCUCACUGUGAGCUGAAGUUCCUGGCUCUUCCAGCUCUGGCCAGACACCUGCUGACUCACAAUGAGGAGUUUCAGAAGAAAGCCAUGAGGCUGGAGAGGAGGAAGCAGCUUCUCAGCAAGCACAGGGUGGAAGAAGUGACUGAAGGCAAACUUGAGAAGGAAAGUUUUGUCAGCAAAGCUCCCAUAGGAUUCCGGUGUAACUUCUGUGAUGAAGUCCACUCCAGCCUCAGGGCCAUCUGUAACCACCUGAGGAAACACGUGCAGCAUGGAGAGGUCAAAGAGGGACACAUGAGGGUCAAUCAGGGGGCCACCGAGGUGCCCUUGGCCAUGCCCUCGGAGAGCCUCACUAACGGCAUGCUCGAGGGCGAUGAAGCCGCUGAAGCCGACGGCUUGGACAGACCCGAGGCUACGGAGAUGGUUCCGUCCUUGAUUUCCACAGUGUCAGGCGAUGAUGGCGUCACAACCGAGAUGAUUGAUACAGGAAUGGACGGAGAGGCUGAGGGCGCUGUGGACUUGACAGUUGAUGAGUCUGAAGUUCCGCUGGAGCAGCGGUUUGCAGCUGGGGGUCACCCCUGUAGUCAGUGCGACCGUGUCUUCAUGUCCAUGCAGGGACUGAGGUCCCACGAGAGGAGCCACUCGGCCGUGGCCCUGUUCAGCAGAGAGGAUAAAUACAGCUGCCAGUACUGCCAGUUCGUCUCACCCUUUAGGCACAAUCUGGACAGACACGUGCAGUCUCAUCACGGCCAUCAAAAGCCCUUCAGGUGCAAGUUCUGCCCCUUUAAAUCUGCCUACGCCAGUCGCUUGAAGAGCCACCUGCAUAAGGCACACACAGGUGACCAACACUCGUACAAAUGCCUGUCAUGUCCCUUCUCCUCCAUGACCAUCAGCCAGCUGAAGGAGCAUUCGCUGAGAGACCACGGUGAGGUCCUGACCCUCCCCAAACUACGGGCUGCCACGCAGGCUGCUCAAGCCAGCUUCAGGCCCUCCCGACCUGCCAGUGCCACGGAGCAGACUGCGUUGUCUUCCGAAGAGCAAUCAUACCUGGAACCAGCUGAUGUUCGUCAGCAGCUCAGUCAUUACCAGCUGGCCUCCCGCAGUCAACCGCCCUCUGUUUCCAUACCUGGUGCCAUGACAGUAGCUGACGGUCGUCCUGACGGCAUCCUGACGUGUGAGUUCUGCGAAUUCAGCUCUGGAUACAUGCAGAGCCUUCGACGGCACUACAGGGACCGUCACGGUGGCAGGAAGCUCUUCAAAUGCAAGGACUGCUCCUUUUUCACCUGCUUCAAGAACAACUUCACCGUGCACGUGGAGGCAGGGCACGACAACGAUGUCCAGGAGGAACCUCCUAAAGAACUUCGCUGCCCCCUCUGUCUCUACCACACCAGAAACAAGAGCAAUAUGAUCGACCACAUUGUCCUGCAUAGAGAGGAGCGUGUGGCCCCACUGGAGGUCAGCCGCUCCAAGCUGUCACGCCACCUUCAGGGUCUGGUGUUCCGCUGCCACAAAUGCACCUUCACAUGCUCCAGUGACCAGGCCCUGCAGCAGCACCUGCAGAAGCACGCCGAGAUCAAGCCUUACCAGUGCCAGCUCUGCUAUUAUGACAGCAGUCAACGGCGCCAGCUGGAGGAGCAUCUCCGCCUUGAGCACAAGGUCAUACGCAACUUUGAGUUGAUGGGCCGCAUCAACCUGGACCAGCUGGAGAUGAUAAAGGCACACACAAGCAGUGCAGAAGAGGAGGAGGAGGGAGAAGAGGAGGACGAGGAGGAGGAGGAGGAGGAAAAGGACAUUAUAGUGGUUGAUAGAAAAGACCCUGCUGAAGAUGAGGGGGAGGAGGAAGAGGAGGAUGGUGAAGAUGAAGGAGCGGAGAUGAUGGACAGUCUAGCAAAUGAGGAGAGAGACAUCAAAGAUGAAGAGGGAGAGGACAACAUCAAAGAUGAAGAGGAGGAAGAUGUUGAAGAAGCAGCAGCAGAUGAUGAUGAUGAGCAGGAGGAAGAAGAAGAAGAGGAGGAGUUGGAAGAAGUAAAGGAAAUGGAGGAAGAAAAACCUGGCCUGCCAGAGGUCCUAGCAUCUCCCACUAGCAGCACCAGCAGUUCUGGACCCAGUGCAGAGAAGCGUCUUCCCUGUGAAUUCUGCGGCCGCUGCUUCACCAACAGCUCCGAGUGGGAACGGCAUGUCCUUCGACACGGCAUGACAGUGAACAGCAGUCGGACAGACACCAGCAAUACUUCAGCAAUAGAGGCCUCAGCUUCAUCCUCCAGCGCCUCCUCUGUCCUGGUGGACACAGGACUGGACCUGUCCUGCAGCAGGACAGAGGUGCAGAGCCAUGCUAAUCUGUCAGUGAAGAGCGAGUCUGUGGAGGACGAAGAAACGCUUGACACCAAAGACGAUCAACACUUUGGUUGAACAGAUCAGAUCGUGGCCUCUUGGAACGUUGUUGUAGAGAAAAAAAAACAUUGACCUUUGGGUAGGAUUCACACUGACUUGUUUAUGUUAUUGAUUAGAACAUCAAAGGAAUCAAAGAGUGUAACGGGGAAAAAAAACAAAAAAAAAGUGACAUUGCCGUUGGAACAUUAUUAGAUUUUAGACUUUACGUGUUCAAGUGUUAGGUUGUGCUGCAUUAAAUGAACGGUCCCAUAGGACAGAUCUUAAUAUAUUGGUAACCAAUAGUGAACAGAACUUUUUAUUGCUGACAUUAUGGUCAAACCCAAGGUGAAAGAUCCCACCCAGAUAGACGCUAUUUAUAAAGGAUGUCCAAAAUGUCAAGCUAAAUUUGUUAUGGAAAGCACCUUUGAGGUUCCCCCCUGCUCAUUCAAACAGGGUCACUGUAAAUGUACCUAAAGGAAAUAAUAAUAAUAUGAGAGCAUUUACAACCGUGGCCCGCUGUCUUUUAAUGGUUUCAUGUUGAAAUUUAGGAUAUUUCCCUCAUCUAAGCCUCUUGUUAUUGUGUAGAUUUUUUUCCUGGAGGAAGUGUUGCACCUUAUCUAUUUUUGCGAGAUAGCAGACUAUGUUUAAUUCAUUUUGAGAUGUUUAGACAUUUAGCCCAAAGCCAGUAGCACAUUGCUCUAUGUUAGUCCCCUCGGAAGUGUCAUAUAAGCUUUUAUCCUGUGGAGAAGGCUUGACGUUUUGACUGUUGUCAAUUAUUGUGCAGUAAUUUUCACUGACGGACGAAUAGUGGAAAUAAUCAAACGAGAAAACUAAAUGUCCUCUUCCUCUUUAGAUAUUAUAUGUUAUAUUUAUGACCCAGGUUACCUCUAUCAAAGCAUUUAAGAUGUAAUCCUAGUCCCCGCUUUCCCCAGCCUGCUGAGGUUCACUGCAAAGUGCAUCACCACUCUGUGACUGUGUGUGUUGAUAGUGUAGGUUACAGUGAAGUGUACUGCAGUGGAAUGCGUACUGAGCUGUCGAAGCCAGAUGGACGUGGACCUUCAUAUUAGUUUAAAUUAAACGUACUCAGCAACUUGGAAGGAGCAAAAGUGCAUGAAGGUGAACAUCAGUAUUGGACCUUUGACUACAACUUAAAAAAAUACACUUGUCUUUUCAGUGCAAAAAUCCCAUGUGUGGCCAGAACCGGACACAAUCUGGUUCUGGCCACAUCUUUAUAUUGACAGAAUGCUAACAGUUCACCCAGAGAUCCAUGAGUUUGUAGGUUCCACAGUUUUCACCUGGACCUGCGUAGAGAAUCCAGUUUGGCACUGACAACCACGUCUAAAUGUUGAAGCCACCAUACAAGUGCCUUAGAAUGCAGUUACAGUAUGGCUAUGGCUCUGUUUCAAUGGUAGCAAAAAAAGUGACACAGUUGUCAGUGUUUAUUGUCAACCGCUGGAGUUACUGAUUAAAUGGAGACAAUUUUAAGAGUCAUUGUUUCAAUAAGACCAGAUUCAAGGAAGCAACCAAUAAGGUAACAACUACUCAGAUCAGAGCUGCGAUGUAUGGAUGAAAGUUUGACAUAAUCUGUAUUUGGUUCUUCACACUAAAUUGAGGAGACGUCUGGUCAUCUGUUUUGCCAGGUCACUGAUUGUUCUUACAGGAAGAAUUUCUUUAAAUCUGGCCCUCUGUGAUCCAAGUUAUCAAUUGUUGCUGACCCCACACUGGGGGUCAUACCACUGAUAUGAAAAAAAAGUUAUAAAAAGAUAUUUUGUUAGUAAAUAUGCUCAAAAUAUCAUUACAAGUGCAAUACAACAUGAAGAGGUUCCUCGGGAGACAAUACACCACAUCUUUGAACAGCAUAAAAAAAAGUAGUGUUUCUACAGUCGGACAUUUUUGCUCCUACCAUCACGUUUGGCUCUGUUUGAAUUAUUAGUUGAGGUCAAAGUGCAGGUUUGCUCUAAGGUUUCCUGUGUCUGGACAAACACAUGCAGUGAUUUCAGCAGAGCCAUCGGUGCCCGUCUUUUUUCAUUUCAACGACAAUCACAUCUGAUCUCGGAGGAUGCGGUUGCACUGCAUUUAUGAUGAGUCUAAAACAGACUGCCCUUGUACGUUUGUGUUAUAACAGUCUGUAGAAAAACUCCAAAUCUGACCUCUAACAGUGACCUCUAACAGCAACAGCCAUGUGUGAAAACAAACACGUCUUCUUUAAAUCUGGGCUUUAAUCUGAUGCCUUAUUCAUACACCUGUCAUACUAGGACUCACUGAAGAGAAAAGUGUUGUAAUGAGGCCUCCCCACCACUUGGGUUUAAAAACGAUUUGAACAUUUCAAAUUGACUCCAAAUUACCCCCCUGAACUUCAUCGCUUGCUUUGUUUUGCUCCUUUGUUGGACGUAAAGUUGUCGUGUCAACGUUGACAAAAAGGCAGAGAUUGUAUUUGCUGGAAUUUGCUGCUUGAAUGCCCUAAAGCCUUAUGAGAAGUGAAAAGCAAUUGAGUCAAAUUUCUCUUCAGCUCCAGGAAAACUAAUAAGAAACAUGAAUCAGUCUGAAAAUGAAAAGAACACAUUUGAUCUAAAUGUGUCUCUGCUACCAAAAUAUCCCCCAUGCCUGCUGUGUGUGCUGCUGUGACUGUCUUUUCUGAACGCUGGACCAUAGGAUUUUAAGUGUCGCUCUAUGGAUGGAACCCGGGUAAGGUUUAGGUUUGCAGCCAUGUAUAGAAAACAAACCUACUCGUUAAGUGUUUUUGACUGUGGUGUUUCAGGAAGGAACAUUUAAUCCCUUCUGUUUCCCUUUAGGUGUUCUUACUUAAAAAAAAAAAAGAGACAAAAAAGAAAUCUGAAGACGAUAGAAAACCUCCGGGGGGGGGGGGCUUUUUUAAAAUCCCCCUCGUCUAACAAUAUCAUACUGUUGUAUAACGUCUGAUCACGAUGAAAAAAAAAUCUGUUUUUGUACUGUAACAGGAAGGAGCAGAAAGGAAGCACAGUAUGAUUGUAUAAUAUUUAAACACAUGAAGGAAGACGAUGCAGUUUCUUUUUUUUUGUUGAAAAAAUAAAUUCUAUUAGUUUGUGCUUUUAUGUUAAAACGGAGACUGAGGCUAAGUUAGAAACUGUUGGGAGCGUUGUCUUGAACUACUCGCUAGGUUUCGGGUCUUGGUCCUCAUCUGGAUUAAUGGCUAAUCUGUAGAUCCUUCUGGACACUAGCAUGUUCACGUCUGUUCUGUGUUAUCAGCAUCCCGUUAUUUGACUCGGUCAGUAAACGUUGGGGUACUGUAGACCUGAGUCUGAGUUCUUACGGUGCUGGAUCUGAAAAACCUGUAGCUUGAAGCUGUUUGGAUGAAGCUGUUGUUGUAGUGACUUGUCAACAAGAUGCUAAAAUAUGGGAAAUGAAGCUGUCAACCCAAAAUUAUACGUCGUUCUGUGAUCAUUUUAGUUACACAAAAUGACUUUGAAAAUCCUUCACUGUGUUCAGUCUGUAGACUGUAAGACCCCCGCCGUUACCCAAAGUGAAGCCCCUGCUGACAACACACUGGAUACUUGUAAAUAUGUGUUUGUUUCUGAUGCAUUUUUUUUUUUCAGACCAGAAUCUCUCCUUCUUGCCUUUUCUUCCCUUAUAAAUCUGAUUACCUGAUGGUGGGUUGUGAUGUGGCCUAGAAUGAUUGUUUACAACUUUAUUCCAUUUAUCUCUGGAUAUUCUGUAAAUAUUGUAAUUCAUUGUCUUUUUUUAACUUGAUAAUAAAGUUAUCAGAUAAUGUU